Molecule: messenger RNA, 1528 nt
Organism: Naegleria gruberi
Lineage: Eukaryota; Heterolobosea; Eutetramitea; Acrasida; Naegleriidae
Exons: 2
Coding region: 116-1474 (452 amino acids)
Biological process (GO): proteasome-mediated ubiquitin-dependent protein catabolic process
Cellular component (GO): proteasome regulatory particle, base subcomplex
Molecular function (GO): proteasome-activating activity; ATP binding; ATP hydrolysis activity
Source: RefSeq, a predicted model, not a curated record
CAUCAACCUGGUGUUUGGUGGAUCCUAUUAAUAAUACAUUUUUAAAAAAACACUUGUACAUCAAUCUUAUUUCCUUGUGAUCAACAAGAUUUAAAUAAUAUAAUACAACAUCAUCAUGGGUAACGCACCGAGUGGAGGACAACAACCUUUCCAACUUCCUGGCGCUGGAAAAAAGCAGAAUAAGGACGAUAAGAAAAAGAAGAAGGAAAAGAAAAAGUUUGAACAACCAGUACCAACCCGUAUUGGCAGAAAAAAGAGGAAAAAGGGUCCACAAAUUGCUGAAAAGCUUCCAGAAGUUACACCAGUCUCAAAAUGUAAACUUAGAAUACUACGAUUGGAAAGAGUUAAAGACUAUCUUACAAUGGAAAAAGAAUUUGUUACUAAUCAAACAAAACUUUUGACUGCCCAAGAAAAGAGCAAGGAUAUGGAAGAGGAACGUAACAUGGUCGAUGAAUUAAGAGGAUCACCAAUGGCUGUAGGAACUCUUGAAGAAAUUAUUGAUGAUAACCAUGCUAUUGUUUCUAGCAGUGUUGGUCCUGAAUUCUAUGUUUCAAUCCUUUCAAUUGUUGAUAAGGAUCAAUUGGAACCUGGUUGUAGUAUUUUAAUGCACAAUAGAUAUUUGGCUGUUGUUGGUAUUCUUCAAGAUGAAGCCGAUCCAAUGGUCUCUGUCAUGAAAGUCGAUAAGGCUCCUCUCGAAUCAUAUUCACAAAUUGGUGGUUUGGAAGAUCAAAUCCAAGAAAUCAAGGAAGCUGUCGAAUUCCCAUUAACACAUCCAGAACUUUAUGAAGAUAUUGGUAUUAAACCACCAAAAGGUGUUAUACUUUAUGGUGAACCAGGUACAGGAAAGACACUUCUUGCCAAAGCUGUAGCCCAUCACACCAGUGCUACUUUCUUGCGUGUUGUUGGUUCCGAACUCAUUCAAAAGUAUCUUGGUGAAGGUCCAAAACUUGUUCGUGAAUUGUUUAGAGUUGCUGAAGAAUUGGCUCCAAGUAUUGUAUUUAUAGACGAAAUUGAUGCUAUUGGUACAAAGAGAUUUGAUUCAACAUCAGGAGGUGAACGUGAAAUUCAAAGAACUAUGCUUGAAUUGCUUAACCAAUUGGACGGUUUCGAUUCCAGGGGUGACGUUAAGGUUAUCAUGGCCACUAACAGAAUUGAUUCUCUUGAUACUGCUUUGAUUAGACCUGGUAGAAUUGAUCGUAAGAUUAAAUUCCCAUUCCCAGAUGUUAAGACAAAGAGAAAGAUCUUUGAAAUUCACACUCGUAAGAUGAGUAAGGCUACUGAUGUAAAUUUGGAUGAAUUUAUUUCCUCAAAGGAUGAAUUGUCUGGUGCUGACAUUAAAGCUAUUUGUACAGAAGCAGGUUUGUUGGCUCUCAGAGAACGUAGACUCCAAGUUACUCAAACAGACUUUACAAAGGCCAAGGAAAAGGUUUUGUACAAAAAGCAACAAGGUAUUCCAGAAGGUCUUUACAUUUAAAUCUACUACCUGCACCUAAAGUGUAUAAUAAAAUUUAUUGUAUUGAAUGUAAUA